AUGAAUCAAGAACCACUUAUGAUUAAAAUACCUAUCGAACAUUUACCCGCAACUAUUUGCAAUUUCUUGGUAAAACCAGGAGAAAAGGUCACAAAAUCGCAAUCAAUUUUAAGUUAUGAAUACAAAAAGCCCGUAAAAGAACAACGAUUCGAUUCAACUAUAGUAGAGACUGAAUGCGUAAAUAUUCUAACCCAAAUUGAAGAAUUAAAGAGUCCUACCGAGGGUGAACUUAAACAAUUUCAUGUUACUCCGGGAGAGACAGUCAAAAGAGAGGAAAACAGGGCCGUGGUAGGGAUAAUCGAACCGUGUUUGCACUCGAUUCAAAUUCAUGGAUUGUGUGCUUUGUGUGGAGCAGAUAUCACGAUAAAAGACUCUAACGGGAUUGAUUAUACUCAAAGGGCCACUAUUAGCAUGGCUCAUAAUGUUGUUGGACUAACAGUUAGUCAGACUGAGGCCGAACGAUUAGAAAAGGAAACAUCAAGUCGAUUGUUGGAAGCAAGGAAGCUUUCUCUAAUAGUUGAUUUAGAUCAAACUCUUGUUCAUGCAACAGUAGAACAAACCGUUGAGGAAUGGAUAAAGGAUGAAGAAUGUUCCAAUCAUCCAACUACCAAAGAUAUUCACAAGUUCACUUUACCUGAUGGACCAUCCGUAUACUACAUCAAACUUAGACCUGGGCUUAAAGAAUUCCUCAGGAGUGUGUCUGAAAUUUAUGAACCUCACAUAUAUACAAUGGGAACACGAAAUUAUGCAUCCGCUGUCGCGAACGUUAUUGAUCCAGAUAAUACGAUUUUUAAUGAGCGUAUUUUAUCACGUGAUGAGAGUGGAAGUAUGACCGAGAAAAAUAUUCGUCGUUUGUUCCCUUGUGAUGAUUCAAUGGUAGUUGUAAUUGAUGAUAGAGCUGAUGUGUGGACUUGGUCACCUAAUUUAAUUAAAGUUCAUCCGUACGAUUUCUUUGUCGGAAUUGGUGAUAUUAACGAUACAUACUUACCAAAGACAAAGUCAGCUUCAGUUCCCAAGAUCAUUGUUUCAGAUAAUAGUACCCCUACUGUUGAAAAAGAUACUGAACAAGAGAUGGAUACAUCAAUCAGCGAAGAUAAUGUGUCUUCUACUGAAGAUGAGAAAUCCUUAAAAGAAAAAGAGCAGAAUGAUGUGAUUAAUCAAGGAAACUCCUCUGAAAUUACGGAGAACGUUAUUACGAAUGAUGAAGAAGAAAUUUUAAAGGAUGUUGAUAACUCUGAUGAAAAAUCAACCAGAGAGCCACUUAAGGUGAAUAAUAUUGAAAAUAAUACGUCUAUCGAUGCUUUACUAAAGCCUAUACAAAACAAUAAGCGUUCGUUUAAAGAUCGAGAAUUAAUAACAAAUAAAUCAAAGCCAAUACCUGUUGAUAACGAUACGGAAUUACCUAAUUUAUUGAAGGCUUUGACAAGGAUUCAUAAACUGUAUUAUGGAGAGUACGAUUGUAUACAAGCUGCUGCGGCAAAUUCUAAUGUCGCAAUUACCAUGCCUGAUGUUACCGUUUUAAUACCACAGUUGAAAAGCCAAGUAUUGAAGGGCGUCCAUAUCUUGUUCACUCAUGUUAUUCCAACGAAUCAAAAGAAAGAGGAGGCUGAAAUAUGGAUUUUAGCAAGAGAAUUUGGUGCAGAAUGCUAUGCGAAUUGGAAUAGCAGAAUCACGCAUCUAGUAGCCGGCGAUCGAGGUACCGAAAAGGUUAAAGAGGCUCGACGGAAAGGGAAUAUCUAUAUAGUACGUAAGGAAUGGUUGGACGACACUAUAAAGAAAUGGGAAAGACAGUCGGAAAAAUUUUAUACUUUGGAAUCAUCAUCACUGCGAGAUUCUGAGUCAAGUCAAGUAUCAGAGAUUGAUAAGCUUCCAGAAUUAAUAAUUGAAACACCCUCGGGAAAUGAGUUAACAGAUGAUGAUGACUUGUUAUUAAGUCCGGAGAAACGUCAUGAACAUUUUGAGGCAACCGACUGGCGAUCUGCAUUAAAUGAGGUGGAAGAACUUUUAGCCGACAAUGGACGUAAGAGAUUGAAACGGUAUGGAGACGCAUUAGAUGUUGACGAUCGUAAUAUCAAACGUUUGAAGCAGUCUCCUUUACGACAAUCCAUAACAUUUAAUCAUAACGAUGAUGAGGAGGAUGAAUCAGAACAAGGAAGUCAAUCGAGUUUUCAAGUAAACAAUUCCGAAGGAGAUACAACUGGUGAUUUCGAUAAACUUUCAGAAAUUGAAUCAGAAAAUGUUUACCAAGAUUCAGAGCUU
This is a messenger RNA of Funneliformis geosporum, 2259 nucleotides long. Lineage: Eukaryota; Fungi; Glomeromycota; Glomeromycetes; Glomerales; Glomeraceae. The record is from the annotation of a GenBank genome assembly.